AUGAUAACAACCGAAGAAUAUUUUUACCCAGUGCCCUUCUAUAAUUGGGAUGAAGUGUGCAUUUUCAUUUACAAGAACUACAAAAGCACGACCACUUUUUUUGAAAAGAUGAGCGACCACCUUAAGAAAUUGGAUAUAGGAGAAGAGAUGAACACUUGCACUAUGCAGGCGAUAUUAGGUGUGUCGGAUGACUUCAUAAAUAUUGUCAAUACUGUAGACGAUAGACUUGUUCUUUGCCCCGUAGCCGUAAAGUCAAGACGAGCACUGUCGAUUCGAAAACAAACAAUACCGUGUCUGCUUUUUUAUGGUUUAUGGGCUGUUUGCAUUUGCACCUUUUCUAUUCCUAUAUUGGUUCUUUGGGAUAAUGCUUGGGCAGGCGAUUACUGUCAAAAUUUAAUUGUGGCUGGAUUUGUAUAUUUCAGAUUUGGAUCUCUAUAUGACACUUACAGCAAUGCAAGACAAAAAAAUAUGCGCGAACUCUUAAGUCACUGCGUCAAGUCUACAUCGGAUUUAAGAAAGAAUGUGGAUGACCAAAUUAUAGUAUUACGUAAAAUGAAAUAUUCCAAUAAUAAAACCAGCAGACAAUCGACUAUAAGGUUGGAGUAUGCCUUUAAUCAACUUUAUUCCAUGGCUUACUCUAGCCAAAUGGCAGCAAGGGACUUAAUUUUAGCAACAAAUUACGACAAUGUUCUAACAGCUUAA
Mucor mucedo is the source of this 702-nucleotide messenger RNA. RefSeq lists its product as uncharacterized. Bases 1 to 702 code for a protein of 233 amino acids. NCBI's taxonomy places the organism in Eukaryota, Fungi, Mucoromycota, Mucoromycetes, Mucorales, Mucoraceae. The transcript has a single exon. The record is from RefSeq and is a predicted model, not a curated record.